Molecule: messenger RNA, 1501 nt
Organism: Mus pahari (shrew mouse)
Lineage: Eukaryota; Metazoa; Chordata; Mammalia; Rodentia; Muridae
Gene: C14H17orf100
Product: chromosome 14 C17orf100 homolog
Exons: 2
Coding region: 197-598 (133 amino acids)
Source: RefSeq, a predicted model, not a curated record
CUGUGCCGCCCCGACCGGCUGCGCGCGCAGAUAUCGAGCGGGGCGUGCCGGAGGGCUUCUCUGCUUUUAGGUUUCAGAGUCCUGUUGCCUACCCCGACGUAAUACAUCACCCUGGCGUCACCUUUCCAUGUGUGAUGUGACGCAGAGCAUGAUCCUUGGGCCUCUUUGUCCCUCCUGACCAAGGUGAACGGGCAGGAUGGCCUCGCCCCUUAGGAGCAAGUCCUCCUCCCCGCGAGUGGAAAGCACCCGCCACAAGGAGACAUCGACUGUCCGCGUGGAGACGUCGUCCCACCGCGAGGAAACAUCAUCCCACCGCGUGGAGACGUCCUCCCGGCAGGUUCGAACGUCUUCCCGGCAGGUGGAGACCUCCCAGCGCCACCGAGAGGGCCCCUCCCUCACCCCCUCCACGAAGCGACUCCCUCAAUUCCUCGAGGUGUCCUCCCAGCACGUGGAAACCUCCUCGCAGUGCACGGAAACGUCCUCCCGCCACGUCAGGGCGUCGUCAUCCCUGAGGGUGGAGACUACUGUGCACCGUGUAGAGAGCCCAGCCAGGCGAGACAAGCAAGCCACUCGGCAGAGUGCCAGAAUGGCUCGAUGAAGUGCCAAAGGUCCUUAGCCAGGACUGAAGAGUUGCCAGCCAGCCAGCUUUCAAGAGAGCCGAGCAUCUUUGGUUUCAUGGAAAGAGCCCAUAAAUCAGUGUAAGAAACAAGCUGUGGGUUUCUGGGAGCUGUUAACAUGUACUGACAUUGCAGCACCUUAGACCAUCCUACUGUUGUCCCCAGUGUACUAUUAACUUGAAGCCAGCACGGAAGGGUUUCAGAUUUGUGGUGCUGUAUAAACCCAGCUGAUGGACAAAGAGAUUCUUUGAGUCUCUACAUCAGUAGUAUUUGGAAGACUGGCCGAAUGUGACUCUGGAAAAGCCAGGCACCUGCUUCUGGAUCACUGAUGCUUCAGGAAGGGCGUGGGAAGGAUCCCGGUAGAUUCCCUGUGGUCCUUGUCUUAUUUUUAUCUAGGAUUCUUCCUCCAUAUUUCACGUAUUCAUGUUCCAGAGCUGGAAUGCAGAGAGAGUGAGAGCGAGAGAGCGAGAGAGCGAGAGAGCGAGAGAGAGAGAGAGAGAGAGAGAGAGAGAGAGAGAGAGAAUGUAAUGAAACAUCUUUGCCAUAAAUCUAUAUUAUACAUUCCACAGCUUCAAAAUGACAGUGUGCGUCAAUGAAGGUAAUUGUUGAUGUACCUGUUGCACUUUGUAAAUGUGCGUGUUACUGUUAGCCAUGCUGUGUGUCUUCCUCAUUGUUCUCUGUAGGAAAUAGAGCUGCUAUACCUGGCAUAUGUUACACAGUGUUAAAGACAGCAUGUGCAACAAUAAUAGAUGAAGAGCAAUAUUCUCCAUUUGCAGCCGAGAAAGCCUUUAAUGACAGUCUAAUAAUUGGAUUUAUUAUGCUGGGUAAUAGUUGUGUCUUGCCCUCAGCUGUGCCAGCCAGGCUAGUUUUAAAAACUAAAUAAA